Molecule: messenger RNA, 1767 nt
Organism: Glossina fuscipes
Lineage: Eukaryota; Metazoa; Arthropoda; Insecta; Diptera; Glossinidae
Product: uridine phosphorylase 1
Exons: 6
Coding region: 127-1281 (384 amino acids)
Biological process (GO): nucleotide catabolic process; uridine catabolic process
Cellular component (GO): cytosol; cytoplasm
Molecular function (GO): uridine phosphorylase activity
Source: RefSeq, a predicted model, not a curated record
AAAAUAAAAAGAAACUAAAUAUUUUUUACGUAAAGAAAAUACAUUUUCAAAAUACUAUUUGAAAAGCAUAUCAUUUAUUGUAUAGUGUUUUUUUUUAAGGAGAAGAAAAUAAUUAUAAAUUGUAAAAUGCCCCCCACCGGUAUAGCUGUAGAUGAAGCCGAUCAUCGUCAACGGCGAUCCCAUCAUUAUGAUUUCAAACACAAUUUUGAUCACGUGCAUAAAAGCGAUAAUAACGCUUUAGUAAAUACCGACAACAGUAAUCAUUCCGCCGCCGGCGAUAAUCAUAAAGAAGAUGACACUUACAUGGAGAUACGUAAAAUGACAAGAUAUUCCGAUGGCACGGUUAAGUUACGUAAUGCCAACAUCGAACUUAUGGAUCAAGAUAUUUUAUAUCACUUAGCAUUGGGUAGCGAAAGUCAUGAUUUACACGAAAUGUUCGGUGAUGUUAAGUUUGUUUGCAUGGGCGGGACACCAAAGCGCAUGGAAAACUUUGCACAUUUUAUUAUGAAUGAAAUCGGUUAUAAAUUGCCAGCGGGCACUAUGCUCCAGGAUAUUAGCGAAUUUUCGUACCGCUAUUCGAUGUACAAAGUUGGUCCGGUGCUUUGCGUCAGUCACGGCAUGGGAGCACCCUCAGUCAGUAUUCUGAUGCAUGAAAUGAUUAAACUCAUGUAUCACGCCAAGUGUCAAGAACCAAUAUUCAUACGUAUUGGCACUUGUGGUGGUAUAGGGGUUGAGGGCGGCACUGUUAUCAUCACCGAAGGUGCCCUUGACGCGCAAUUAAGAAAUUCGCAGGAGUUUACAAUCCUGGGUAAGACUGUUCAGCGUCCUGCCAAAUUAGAUGAAAAAUUGGCCCGCGAAUUAAAGUCAUUGGCCAGUCAUGAUGAUCCCUAUGAUACAAUUAUCGGUAAAACGUUGUGCACAAAUGAUUUUUACGAGGGUCAAGGACGUUUGGAUGGAGCAUUUUGUGAUUUUACCGAAGCUGAUAAAAUGGCAUAUUUGGAAGAAUUGCGUGACCACGGCGUAGUCAAUAUUGAAAUGGAGAGCACUAUUUUCGCUGCUCUUACUCAUCAUGCUGGCAUUAAGGCCGCUGUUGUUUGCGUCGCCUUACUUAAUCGUCUUAAUGGUGAUCAGGUAAAAAAAGUUCAAGUAUAUACAUAUAUAUAUAUAUACAAGACCAUUAUAGUCCGGCACAGCCGAUUAUCAAAUAUCCUAAACCACAUUGUAGUGUGUUUUAUGUCUUGUUUCUAUAUAACGGCACAUUUUUCAUGUGCGUAUUUAUGAGGAAGCGGGCUCAAAACGCAACCUAAUGUAGUACAAGUUUAAUCCUUACCUGUGGCGGGAUCCAAAAAGAAGCGCAGAUGAUUCAAAUUUUGUAGAGUUUAUUUAUUAUUUAUUACUAAUAAGCGUCAAUUUUCAUCAUCGUACAUUAAAACUUAGGCUUUUCUCCUCUACAAGGCAUCAAGUUUCGUGAAAAUUCUUUUUAGGGCAGGACACAAAAAAUAGGCUGACAUAAUUUUCAUCAUGGAGCAUUAAAAAUUAUAGCUUUUUGUUUUGAAGGAAACUUCAGUUCUCGUUAUAUGAGAGGGAGUUCAAAAAUUGCCUCAACCAGUCGAAAGUUUUCAUACCAACUUAGAAUACUGAAAUACUACUACUUAAUUUUUUUCCAUAAAAUGACAUUUCAAAAUUAGGCGUGCUACCGAUCCGAAAUAUUUUCAAUAGUGUUCGAUCAAAUUUCAUCGAAAUAUCUCAAAAAUUGCGAAGAGUAGC